Guillardia theta CCMP2712 is the source of this 686-nucleotide messenger RNA. RefSeq lists its product as hypothetical. NCBI's taxonomy places the organism in Eukaryota, Cryptophyceae, Pyrenomonadales, Geminigeraceae. The record is from RefSeq and is a predicted model, not a curated record. The annotation marks the transcript as partial. The transcript has a single exon.
UUGGAGGAGUUGGAGCAGAGUGAGAGCGAUCGUCGCCUCAGGUCGCACACGCCGUGUGUCCUGAUGCUGGUCACUCUCAAAGUGCUGGAUGACAUCGGAGAGCGGUUCGAAGAUCUCUGUAGACAGGCCAUGGAAUGCAACAUCAAGAUCUAUAUCCCCGAGUUUCAAAUGAAUACGAUCAGGACAAACGCGAAGCAGUCAACAACCUUCGGUAAGAUUCAGCAAUACAUAGUCGACAUGUCUACCAGGUCCAACUCUCUCUUCAAGGUUGAGUCCAGGGAACAUCGCCCGGCGCAGCGCUACGAGUCCAACAACAACGAUCUCGUUGUGGUACAUGCACGGGCCCUGGAAAGUCCAAAUGACUACGUCGUAGUCGUCGCUCUUGAGAAAGAAGCAGCUUACAGGGAGUGCAAGGAGAUCGGUAUCCCUGUCUUCACUCCUGGUGUAGAAGGCAAAGCUCAAAGGAACAGGCUCAACUCCUGUGCUGGAGGAAUGAGCGAGCUGCUCAGGAGGCUGAUGGCGACUGAGGACAAAGAUCCCAAGACGUUCUUUCAGGAGGAGUGGAGCGCUAGGCAGGGGUUUGCAUGCAAGACUGGAAGCUGAACAUGCGGAGAUGGAGAGUUGUCUUAGUUGAGGACAAGGAUAAGGGAUGCUAUCAACACCGUGAAUGAAUGAAAGAUAACGAU